This is a messenger RNA of Dermacentor silvarum, 677 nucleotides long. RefSeq names its product group XIIA secretory phospholipase A2-like. The record is from RefSeq and is a predicted model, not a curated record. Gene Ontology annotation, cellular component: extracellular region. Bases 30 to 503 code for a protein of 157 amino acids. The transcript has a single exon. NCBI's taxonomy places the organism in Eukaryota, Metazoa, Arthropoda, Arachnida, Ixodida, Ixodidae. Gene Ontology annotation, molecular function: calcium ion binding; A2-type glycerophospholipase activity. Gene Ontology annotation, biological process: arachidonate secretion; phospholipid metabolic process; lipid catabolic process.
UCGUAAAACUCUAAGGUAGCCACACUGUCAUGUCUUCUUUCCACGCCGCGCUGGUCUCCGCUCUUCUGCUGCUGGUGAUCGUCUUGGGGCCCUCCUCGAUGGCUCGAGGUCACAAAGACGAUGUCGCCGGUGGCCUCGACUGCAAGUUCAGCUGCCCACGGUCCCUGAAGCCCUCGCCUCGCGCCCUGUACAAGAGCUCUUCGAACGGCUGCGGCACCGAGGCCUUCCGGCUGCCGGCGUCGGCACUGCCGCACCCGGACUUCGAGGCGUGCUGCAACGAGCACGACAUUUGCUACGACACGUGCCUAGCGGACAAGGGCCAAUGCGACGCGGCCUUCGACGCGUGCAUGCAGCGCAUCUGCGACACCAAGGUGGUGGCCGGCAAGGACUCGUGCGUCUCGACGGCCAACCUGUUCAUGAGCUUGACCAAGAACCUGGGCUGCGACCCCUUCAUCAAGUCGCAGAAGCAGGCGUGUGUGUGCACAUCCGAUGGCGACCUGUAGGACUCGUGGAUGAUUCGUGAAACCAGCCUCACGUGCGUGGUCUCCAGACUUGUACACGGGUUACCUGAAAGGCUCGCCACUUGCGGAUUUGAUGCCGAUUUAUAGGUCUGCACACGUUGUGAAGCGCCCGGGGGUACUCUGCGUGCCAUUUUCGCAUUUGAAACCGGAAUAAAU